Molecule: messenger RNA, 770 nt
Organism: Callithrix jacchus (white-tufted-ear marmoset)
Lineage: Eukaryota; Metazoa; Chordata; Mammalia; Primates; Cebidae
Source: RefSeq, a predicted model, not a curated record
AUGAGUGUGGCAGCGUGGUGGGGUGGACAGAGCUUGGGCUUUGCAGCCAGCGUUGGCUGGGAACCAGCUCUGUUCUCAGUGUGGAAGCUGGGAAGGACAUCUGGAAUCAUCUGGUACAAGACCACAUCAGGUGAAAAAACUGAAACACAGAGCAAGUUGGUGGCAGCCCCAAGUUCACAGAGAGUGGAGCUGAACAAGAAGCCAGGUCUCGUGACCCCAAUCCAAUGCCACAUCUACCACCAGAACUACCGCAGUCUCUUUUCUCCUGUAAAUAAGCCUGAAGAUGUGGAGACCUCUUCAUUGGAAAAUGAGGAUGAUGCCAACUCAGAGAAAAGCAAAACACAGAGAGUGAUUUCAAUUGACACCUUUUUGAGCACCUGGAUCCAGCUGUGCCUGAAGCAGGUGAUACAUGGACUUUUAAAUUACAGGAGCAAGCACUGUGCUUAUCAUAGAUAUUCAAGAAUCCAGGUUGAUGGAGCAGCUGCCAUCUCUAAUGUUGCUGGCCACCAUGACAGAGGAAAACAGAAUCUAGAAAAAGCUACACUGGCUCUUAAAGCUUCUGUCCAGGAUGGAUACAGGUUGCUUCUACUCACGUUUCAUUGGCCAAAACAAGUCACGUGGCCAAGCUUAACUUCAAAGGGAAGAAAGGGCAAUCCUGCUGUGUUCCCGGAAGGAAGCGCCCCGUUGACCCCACGUUGUCAUGGUUAUUUUGUAACUGGUUGAGUACUGGACACUUGCAUCGAAAAGAUGCAGAAACAAUUUUUUAAAAA